GCUUUUUAAAUAUAUUAUAUUUACUUACAACUAAUGAAAACCUACAGAACUAUUAAUACUUAACAUUUUGUUUGUACAUAAUAUAUACGCAUGUUGCAACAGAAACGAUACGAGCAAAAACAAUGGUAGACAACGUCUUAAACGACAGACCCGACAGAGCUACAGCGGAAUGACAAGACCAAGACCAACUGAGAUGACCAUGUCAACAACAAAUUAUUCUUUACGAAAAUUACCAAAAGACUACCGGAUCAUCCCUAGACCUUCAUCAUAUGUACCUAUAACAAACACAGACAACUCUAGACAACGUAAGCGAUGCCUGUACGAAUCAAAAAUAUACCCGGGACUUAUGAUCCCAUGUCCUACUUCGCGAUAUCGAAUGCCUCCUUAUCGCCAACGUUAUCAAGAAAAUGAUGAAGUUUAUGAUCAGGUAGACGACGAAAACCCGGGGACAAAUGAAGAAAUUGAAUAUAAAGGGGAUUAUCCAGAGAAUCAUGAUAAUCGUGAGAAUCAGAACCAAGAUGAAUACGAAGAAGAAAAUCCACAACCACUAAAUGCUGAUGAGGAAUUUGAACAGUUAGUAACUAGAGUGAGAUGUAAGGGUAAAAAAUGUACUCAGAGCAAUAAUAGUAAAUACAAAAAUGAAGAAAAUGAAGAAAAUGAAGAAAAUGCAAGUCAAGAAAAUGAAUAUGAAAAUGAAAAUAUAAAUGAAAAUGAAAAUGAAAAUGAAAAUGAAAAUGAAAAUGAAAAUGAAAAUGAAAAUGGAAAUGUAAAUGAAGAAGAAGAAAGUCAAGAAGAAUCUCCUGAUUCUAAAGAAGAAGAGCAAAAGCCUUUACCUAAACCAAAACCUAAGCCAAAACCUAUUCCCAAACCUAAAGGAAUUAAUCCCAACCUUCAUCAUCCUUUAACAGUAGUUCAUAAUUACCAACCGGCAAAUUUCACAAAGAUUAAAAUUAGAAAUGAUGAUGGAACAGUCGUAAACAAAAAUAAAGACAAUGCCGAAGAAGAAGAAGAAGAAAACGAAGAAAAUAGUGAAGAAAGUAGACUUGAAGAUUUAGAAGAAUAUAAUGAAGGAGAUGACUUACAAGAUGAUGAAUAUUACUAUGAUGACGAAGAAGAAUAUGACCAAACACCAAAAAAACCCAAAAUACCUCAAAAACUAACUAAUAUAGAUGAUAUGAAAUUCAAAGGAGAAGGAGACGAACCUUCAGAAAGUAUAUCUAAAAAUACUGUACUAAAAAAUGUUUCAAAAACUAUCGAUUUACAUAAGCCACAUCAUUUGGAAUCGACUCAAACACCACAUAGACCAAAACCUUAUGAUUCAGCCGCAGAAGCUUACACCCGGGUAAAAGACAAAAAUAAACCUCAAGACCAACAGGUUAUGCAAAUGGCUAUUCAUGAAACUACGGUUGCUUUAAAUUUAAUCGACAAACAAAAUAAUAAAUACAAAUCGCCAACUAAGACUGACACAACAACGGUAUCGGCUAAAUAUAAGCCAAGACCAACUUUCCGACCAAACAUUUUAAAAAGGUGAGACUUUUACUAUGACUUAACAUGAACACAUUUUAGGCGUUCUUUAAUAAAAAUGUAUCACGUAAGUAGAAAAAUUUAAAGGUAAAAUAUUUUUAAACAAGUUUUACUUAUAAAGGACGCCUAAUUCAACGUAUAACUUUACUAAAACUUCAAUUUUUUUAAAUUAUCGUAGUAGAUUUAAUAAAAUUUGAACAUGUGACUCUCAUAAUAGAAGGCAUGCCUUAUAAACUAAUUUUAAUAUGAA
Acyrthosiphon pisum (pea aphid) is the source of this 1774-nucleotide messenger RNA. Its product is annotated as TNF receptor-associated factor family protein DDB_G0272098. NCBI's taxonomy places the organism in Eukaryota, Metazoa, Arthropoda, Insecta, Hemiptera, Aphididae. The record is from RefSeq and is a predicted model, not a curated record. The coding region runs from base 170 to 1531 and encodes 453 amino acids. The transcript is spliced from 2 exons.